Molecule: messenger RNA, 465 nt
Organism: Zygotorulaspora mrakii
Lineage: Eukaryota; Fungi; Ascomycota; Saccharomycetes; Saccharomycetales; Saccharomycetaceae
Gene: CDD1
Product: cytidine deaminase
Exons: 1
Coding region: 1-465 (154 amino acids)
Cellular component (GO): cytosol
Molecular function (GO): zinc ion binding; cytidine deaminase activity
Source: RefSeq, a predicted model, not a curated record
AUGUACAGAGAAAACAAGAAUGUGGUGGUUCCAGGGGUGACACCAGAACAGUUUAAAGAGUUAAGAGAGAAGGCAUUGGAAGCACGAAAUCUUUCGUAUUCGCCCUAUUCAAAUUUCAGAGUUGGCUGCUGCUUGUUAACGGAAGAUGGCACAUUUGUCAACGGCGCAAAUGUUGAAAAUGCUAGUUACGGAGGUGCUAUCUGCGCGGAAAGGACAACGAUAGUCAAGCUAAUUACGAGUUUGAACAAUCCUUCGAAGAGGCGCCAAUGGCGUUGUUUGGCCAUAAGCGGGGAUUCGAUGGACACCUGCAUUACACCAUGUGGUAUAUGUAGACAGUUUAUUAGGGAAUUUGCACCUUUGUCACUACCAAUAGUGAUGUUUAACGGAGAUGGCACAAAAUGCUUGAUGAAAACUCUCGAAGAGCUGCUACCAUUGAGUUUUGGACCCGAUGAUUUGAUUCACUAA